Mixia osmundae IAM 14324 is the source of this 768-nucleotide messenger RNA. RefSeq lists its product as uncharacterized. The transcript has 2 exons. Bases 1 to 768 code for a protein of 255 amino acids. The record is from RefSeq and is a predicted model, not a curated record. Gene Ontology annotation, cellular component: spliceosomal complex; nucleus. NCBI's taxonomy places the organism in Eukaryota, Fungi, Basidiomycota, Mixiomycetes, Mixiales, Mixiaceae. Gene Ontology annotation, biological process: mitotic DNA damage checkpoint signaling; mitotic DNA replication checkpoint signaling; nuclear DNA replication. Gene Ontology annotation, molecular function: nucleic acid binding; zinc ion binding.
AUGAGCGAUUUGCGCUCCCUGAUGAAGAGCGCUCGCCGGCUCGAGCACCCGCAGGCAAAGUAUGAUCGUACCGGCAAGCUGACUUGCUCCUUGUGCGCCUUGCCCGUCAAACACGAGAGCCUCUGGGCAGCCCAUACCACUUCAAAACUUCAUCGGGGCAAUGCUCAACGAGCACAGGAAGCUUUGCAGAAGCGUGCGCUCGAAGAAGAGGAUGACGACGGAGGAGUGGAGUCAGACGAGGAGCCUGCGCCCAAGCGAGCACGGAAAGCAUCCGAACCUGCACCUGAAGUCCAAGGCUUGCCAGCUGGGUUCUUCGACGACGCAUCAGAUGCUCAAGCUGCUGCUGCUCAGGACCUACAUCCUGCCGCUUCAACUCGAGCAGAAGAACAGGAGGCACCGGUGGAGGAGGAAGAGGAAGAAGAUCCCGAGUGGGCAGCAUUCAAGCAGACCAUCGCAGCCCCGGAAGAUGAACUAGCAGGCUAUUCGAACGCGGCGAUGACCGUUCGCGGAGAGCCAGUCAUGUUCGACGCGCCUGCUGCUCGAGCCGACGAGACGCAAGAUGGAGGCGACGACGAUGAUGAUGGCGACGGGAAGCCAGAGGAGAGUGAAGCAGAGCGGAAGGAUCGAGAAGAACGCGAGGAGCUCAUGGAACGCAUCGAGAACGAAGAGCGCGAACAGCUAGAGGCAGAUGAGCGCGUUGAGGCGCUCAAGAAGCGGAUGGCUCUCCUCAAGUCUGCCCGUCUAGCGAAAGCCAAGGUGACAACCUGA